AUGAGUACUAUAUCUCAUGCAGCCAUCACUCUGGAACAGUCGGGUUUCACAACUGCAGAUAGAAAUGGUUUUCAAAUGUAUCAAUUAUUCCCACUUCACUACCGAAUGCAUGAGCACUUUGUCCCGGACGUUGGCCCAGUUCGAAUUGCCAAGCAGAUGGGAGUAUCGAAUAAAGUGUGCUACGUAUCAAUGAUGAAUGGCAAAUAUUCACAGAAUAAUGUGAUCGUAUUCAACGUGGAAACCAACAGUGACGAAACUGAAAUUACAACACCAUCACGAUAUGGCGCGGUGACAAAUAUUCAAGUUUCUCACAACCGUCUCGCAGUAUUCACUGCCACCAGACUGUUCGUUUACCAGUUCCCGGACAAUAUUAAUCAAAUCAGAUCCGAAGAUAUCCGUCCGAACCCAAAAGGAAUUUCUGCGAUGAGCUAUGAUCCUACAACAUCAGCUUGUUAUCUUGCUUACCCUGGUUUCAAAACGGGAAGUAUCCAAAUUAUGAAUUUGAACACACUCACUGCCCGUGAAUCAAAGUCUCCAGUUGUUAUCGAUGCUCAUGUCACAGAAAUUGUUCAAGUUGCGUUGAAUUGCCAGGGAACUCUUGUUGCUUCCGGAUCAACGAAGGGAACUGUUAUCCGAGUUUAUGAUGCGAGAACAAAAGGAAUGCUGUACGAACUUCGUCGUGGAUCAGUUCAUGCGCAUUUACAAUGCCUUGCUUUCUCACCAUGUUCCAGUUAUCUUGCUGUUGCUAGUGAUAAAGGAACUCUUCAUGUUUUCGGAAUUCGAGAUGCGGAACCACAAAAACGAAUGACAGUUCUCGAAAGGAAUCUUGGAAGCAGCAGUAUACUCAAGAUUCAACUUGAUCGUCAGGUUUUGGCUCUCGGAUUUAGUAAACAAACAGCAAAGAGUCUUACCGGUCUUGUGGCAGUUUGCUCAGAUGCAUCAUAUUGGAGAUACCAUUUCAGCAAAGAUGUUAACGGAAAAGUACACAGCUCGCCACCAUUCUACGAGGAGCUGUUAGAAUUCUCAGCCGAUGCUUCAUUUUUCCGAACUCCUUUGGACUAA
Caenorhabditis remanei is the source of this 1062-nucleotide messenger RNA. RefSeq lists its product as uncharacterized. Gene Ontology annotation, cellular component: cytosol; phagophore assembly site membrane; extrinsic component of membrane. The transcript has 3 exons. The record is from RefSeq and is a predicted model, not a curated record. The coding region runs from base 1 to 1062 and encodes 353 amino acids. NCBI's taxonomy places the organism in Eukaryota, Metazoa, Nematoda, Chromadorea, Rhabditida, Rhabditidae. Gene Ontology annotation, molecular function: phosphatidylinositol-3-phosphate binding; protein binding; phosphatidylinositol-3,5-bisphosphate binding. Gene Ontology annotation, biological process: protein localization to phagophore assembly site; protein lipidation; nucleophagy.